Molecule: messenger RNA, 3749 nt
Organism: Anneissia japonica
Lineage: Eukaryota; Metazoa; Echinodermata; Crinoidea; Comatulida; Comatulidae
Product: basic immunoglobulin-like variable motif-containing protein
Exons: 9
Coding region: 281-1756 (491 amino acids)
Biological process (GO): nucleotide-excision repair
Cellular component (GO): nucleus
Molecular function (GO): single-stranded DNA binding; DNA endonuclease activity
Source: RefSeq, a predicted model, not a curated record
GUUUAUUGUUGUGCAACUCCUCUUGAGAGUUGCUGUGUAGAGUAGAAGUAGGGCCUAUUUCUAUACGGCAUUAAUUGACUUUAUAGUAUAUUGUUUUAUAUGUCUGUUAGCUAUUGUCAUAUUAGUAACCGGUUUUUUUUUUUAUUGAAGAAUAAAUGUAUGUAUUGUAAUGUACAUCGCCAUACAGUGUUGUGAGACCCAAACAGCAAUAGAAUCUAGGCAUUAGCCUAUGUGUGUACCUGCUUUUAUUGUUACUAUGUAAUCUGGACAUUGGUAAAACAUGGGAAACUUUUCAAGUCGGCAGACCGAGCAAACGACUGAUGAGGAUGACUUGGAAGAUAACCCUCUUUACGAUGAACCAAUAAACUUUAAUAACACGUGUUUGCGGCUAGACAGUCAAGGUGAUCAUCAUGAAAAGAAAGAGGAAGUUCCGGAACAUGUACUCACCGGCGUUAUCACCGGAAGAGUUUACUCAAGCAGUUCCAAUGACAGUUCAGAUGAUUCCGAUGAUACAGCAUCAUCUGAAAAAGAAAACAGAAGCAGUCAACAGCUGCGCGGGAAGAGGAUCCCAGCCGCAGGGAAUUUCCCCACUGUGAAUAAAGACUUGGAUAAACAUGUUGGCGAAUAUGAUAACGGAUUAUUAGAGAAAGAGGAAGGUGUGGCGUGGGAGGUUGACGUUUCUGAUUUUACUAAAGAUACAAGGAAGAUUGUUCCAGCAAAGAUACCGAAAGGUCGCAAACGAGAAGAACAGUGGAAAAAAGUGCGAGAUAAAUUUUCCGAGCCUUAUAUGCCGCCCUCAGUGACUGCAACAGCCGAGGAUAUCUCCCAACGUAAAGUUCUUGAUCAGAAGCGAUGGUUCUGUAUCAGUCGUCCGCAGUACAGCAAGUCCUGUGGAAUGUCUUCGCUAGUUUCCUGUUGGAAUUAUAUGUUCAGUACACUUGGGUUUGGAAGCCUUCGGCCGAUAACACAAGAGGAAGCAUUGACUGUGUUUGGAUUUAAACCCCCAUUCAACGAUAUUCGAUUUGGACCCUUCACUGGUAAUGCAACUCUUAUGAGGUGGUUCAGACAACUGAAUGAUCAUUUUGGUGUACGAGGGCGCUGUCACUACUUGUACAAGCCUCACGGUAAAGGUCGUACAAUGGGUAGGACGUCUGACGAAGCACUGAGAAUGCUAAAGAAUGGUUUGAGGGAUACAAAUACAACGUUUAUCUAUCAUUGCCAGAACCAUUACUUUUGUCCAAUAGGAUUUGAGGAUGUACCUAAGAAGGCUAUAGAUGCAUUUAGAGGAGAUUUGACGAAUGAAGAUGUCGAAACCUGGAUUUUGGUUGGGGAUCCAAGCCGCAAGCACCCAGGUUUACACUGUUUCAGAUGGGAAGACAUCUCUGCUGAUUUGAACUGUCAGUCUCCAGACUUCAUCAACAUCAGGAAAUUACAUCUUGGCAGACAGGUGCGUAAGACAAAGAAGGUAGGAGGCAACCUGCAUUGCAUCAUGGCUUUCCAGAGGAGCUUCUUCCAAGGAGGGGCUGGUACUGAAGGAGCUGGAGGAGAAAAACAUAUUACUAAGAUCAUUGAGAAUGAUGGAGGAGGUGAUAGGAGAAUUGGGAAUGGCAAGAAGCUGCCCAUUGAAGAUGUGGAACACAUUGAAGAAUCUGAAGAAAGCAGAUCGAGGGAUGUUUCUGACGAUUCUGGAGAAGUUGAUUUACCACAUAAAUUGAGUGAUGUACCAUGUGAAUUAAGUGAUGUACCAUGUAAGUGAGCAAUGUACCAUGUGCAUUAGUGAUGUACCAUGUACUGUAAGUAAGCGAUGUACCGGGUGCAUGAGUGAUGUACUAUGUAAGUGAGUGAUGUACUGUAUGCAUGAGUGAAGUACCAUGUGAAUGAACGAUUUAACCUCUUAAUUAUGUACAGUGUAAAUUCAGCAGCGUACCAGGCAAAUUAAAAGGUGUAUCAUGUGAGUAAUGGACCAUGCAAAUUGAGUGAUGUACCAUGUGAAUUGAGUGAUGUACCAUGUGAAUUGAGUGAUGUACCAUGUGAAUUGAGUGAUGUACCAUGUGAAUUGAGUGAUGUACCAUGUGAAUUGUGUGAUGUACCAUCCAAAUUGAGUGAUGUACCAUGCAGAGUGAGCGAAGUACCAUGCAAAUUAAGUGGUAUACCAUGCAAAUGGUGUGAUGUGCCAUGCAAAUGAGUGAUGUACCAACCAUGUGAAUUGAGCGAUGUACAGUAUUAUUUAAAGUGAGUCAUGUGCCAUGCAAAUGAGUGAUGUGCCAUGCAAAUUAAGUGAUGUACAACUAUGCAGUGAUUUACCAUGUGAGUUGAAUGAUGAACCAACCAUGUGAAUUGAGUGAUGUACCAUCCCAAAUGGGUGAUAAAUGAUUCAAAGAAAUUUAGAGAAAUGGUGGUGGAUUCAUAUAAAAAGUAUGCGAAAGAAUGCUUAGUGAAUUUGUACUGCUGCUGAGGAAUAUUAUUAUUCACCUGAAAUGUUACUAAUUUACUUAUUGUAUUAUGGGAAGGAAAGCAUAAGAAACGUGUGUCCUUUACAUACUCCAUUGAACAUACUCCAUUAGUUACCUAUGCAAUAUCAAUAGUUUGAACUUGCCUUCAGUAUUUUAGUGUUACUCCAAUAGUUAUAGAAAAGAGUAUAGAACUGCAAUUCUAUACUUUUUGAGUUUAGUAAUGCCAGUUGUCCAAAUAUACAGUAGUUGGUUAUAGAUUUUGUAUUUUUCAUAUUUUUAAGGUAAAAAAUGCUGAAUUUAAAAGUCUGCUGCUAACAAUACUUUAGUAUCUUCUGCACUUAGAAUCUUAGACCAGUGGCGGAGUUUUUCUGCUGGGGUGGCAAUCAAGGUCCUAAUGCUCAAAACAAACAGAACCUCAGAUAGAGAAAAAGGUUGUUUCUUACUUAUUGGGGAUGGGGAUGUGGCACUGAAAGCUUUAUAGUUUUAGCCAUUUUAAUUUCUUAAUAGUUUGUGGAGGUGGGUUGAGGGUUUGGAGAUGACGCACACCUUUUUUUCCACUUCCUGCAUCUGCCACUGUUGACAAUGCUGUACCGCAUUAUCAGACACAAUAUAAUCAAACAUUGUCUGUCAAAGUUUAUGAUUUCGGGCAUUUCUCAUACAGCAACCAUCACCAAGUCCUUAAAAAAUGGGGAAAAUAACAGCAAAGCAUCAUGUAUAGCUAUAUAAAGGUUAGUUUAGUGCAAUAAAAUAGAUUUUAAAAGUGUUGAUGUUCCAGCAGGUUUUGGCCAUUGUCUCUGAAACACGACGAGUUACUGGUUUGGCUUUUCUUUGCCACAUUUAUUGCUUAUUAAGAGAUAAAAACUUGCAUAUAUAAUAUAGGCACACCUUUUCAAAUGAUGUACAGUGCAUACAUAGAGUUGUGCUUGUGGUACUUGUGAUAAUGUUCAAAUCCAGACAUAGACCGUAGAUAAGGUUUAUGGUUUAGGGGAAAACUACAUAGACAAACGGAAAUAUGGUAUUCUCUCUCAAAAAAUGAUAACCCCUUUUGAAAAUGAAAAGAAAUAUCGGCCCUUCUACCCUGUUCAAAAAACCUUGCAAUGAUGCAAACAUUCAAUAAUACAGUAUUAGAUUUUGGAGAAAAAAAUGUUGGUAUAUGUAACUUGUCAUUAUUAUAGGUCUAUGAGUGUACUAAUUUGUUUACUCUGCUUGAUGAUGUUGGUUACAUAUUAAUGAUAACUUAAUGGUCUAGGUCCGUUGCCACCUGGCCCUUGCCACCUGCCCAUUUACCACCCGGCC